CAAAACAGCUAUGUUAGCUGCCCACUCUCUUUGAAAAUUAUUUCUUCUCUCUCUCUCUCUCUCUCUCUCUAGAACGCCAUAGCCAACAACACCAACGAAGAAAGAGAGCAGAGCAGAGAAAUUCCUUGUUCCUUCUCUUUCACAUUCAUUUUCCCAUCACUUUCUUGGGAAAAUUCACCGAUUCCUCCCUUAAUUUUCCCGGAAAAUCUGAGAUCUCUCUCUGUUUAGCCUCUGUUUGGCGGCGGCGGAAGAAACAGAGCUGAAAAAAGAAUCCUUUUUUCUGUUCUUUUCCUCCCACUUUUCUGUGUAAUGCUGGAAUUAGUGGGUACCCAAAUAGGGUCUUGCAGCCCCGUCGUCACAGAUCGGGCCGCCGCCGGAGAUCUGACAUUUCUCGAUUCAGUUUGUAAAUCCUGAAAAAACCCAGAAGAAGGAACCGGCGUUGAAGCGGGGAAGAUGCUGAGAACAAAGACUAAACCCCCACCGGCGCCGCCGACAAACGCCGAUUUAAGGCCGAUGGAUUGGGAAAUGAGACCCGGUGGAAUGCUAGUCCAGAAGCGAACCGACUCCGACAAAACCUCUGUUCUGGCUCCGACAAUACGUGUCCGAGUCAAGUACGGCUUAGUGUACCAUGAAAUCCCCAUUAGCUCACAAGCUAGUUUCGGGGAGUUGAAGAAAAUGUUGGUGGGUCCGACAGGGCUGCACCAGCAUGACCAGAAGCUGAUAUACAAAGAGAAAGAGAGGGAAUCUAAGGCAUUUCUUGACACUUGCGGCGUUAAGGAUCGGUCCAAGAUAUUGCUUGUUGAAGACCCAAUUAGCCAACAAAAAAGGCUGCUUGAGAUGAGAAAGAAUGCCAAAUUGGAAAAGGCUUCCAAAUCCAUUUCCCAAAUCAGCUUGGAGGUCGAUAGGCUCGCGGGUCAGGUUUCAGCGCUCGAAUCGGUGAUUGGAAAAGGCGGGAAAGUGGCAGAGAAAACCGUGUUGAAUUUGAUCGAGUUGCUUAUGGAUCAGUUGCUUAAAUUGGAUGGGAUUAUGGGGGAUGGAGAUGUGAAGUUACAGAGGAAAAUGCAGGUGAGAAGAGUGCAAAAGUACGUUGAAACUUUGGACGUAUUGAAGAUCAAAAACAAAAACCAAACUCCGAUGCAAGUUCAGGAGAGGAAUUCGGAUGCGAAACGAGCUCCGGAUCAUCGUGAUAGACAUCCGAUGGAGCCCUCAACGGGGGAUUUAUCGACAUCAGAAACAGUUGUGACGACGAGAUGGGAGAUAUUCGACGGGAUGCCACCGUUGGUGGCAACAUCAUCUUCAAGUGCAAUCCCAGCAGCAGGCAACAGCAGCAGCCAUGUUCAGCCCAAGUUCAGUUGGGAAUUUUUUGAUUGAAAAAAUUGAUUGUGUAUUAUUAUUAUUGUCUGAUGUGUGAUUGAGCUUUGUUACUUCUUCUGUUGGUUUGCCUUUUCUUUCCUUCUAUUCUUUUGUGUACUUAGCUUUGCUUAGGACAAUACCCUUUGUCAUUAACUUCAAUAAUGGGUUUCUUUUUAAACUAAGUUUGAGCUA
Cucurbita maxima (winter squash) is the source of this 1545-nucleotide messenger RNA. RefSeq names its product BAG family molecular chaperone regulator 2-like. Gene Ontology annotation, cellular component: cytoplasm. Gene Ontology annotation, biological process: protein stabilization. Bases 454 to 1371 code for a protein of 305 amino acids. NCBI's taxonomy places the organism in Eukaryota, Viridiplantae, Streptophyta, Magnoliopsida, Cucurbitales, Cucurbitaceae. Gene Ontology annotation, molecular function: adenyl-nucleotide exchange factor activity; protein-folding chaperone binding. The record is from RefSeq and is a predicted model, not a curated record. The transcript has 4 exons.